This is a messenger RNA of Colletes gigas, 1014 nucleotides long. Its product is annotated as zinc finger protein mnm-2-like. NCBI's taxonomy places the organism in Eukaryota, Metazoa, Arthropoda, Insecta, Hymenoptera, Colletidae. The record is from RefSeq and is a predicted model, not a curated record. Gene Ontology annotation, biological process: regulation of transcription by RNA polymerase II. Bases 1 to 1014 code for a protein of 337 amino acids. The transcript has 2 exons. Gene Ontology annotation, molecular function: RNA polymerase II cis-regulatory region sequence-specific DNA binding; DNA-binding transcription factor activity, RNA polymerase II-specific.
AUGUGCGACGAGAAGAGCCCUGCGUUCUUCAGACCUUGGAAGGUUGUUGAGUCUGUGGAGUCUGUCGAUGCCGGGAGAACCGAUUCGUCGCGAAUAAAACAAGAAACGGACAACGAUCGUUUCGCGAGGAUCUACGAAGAGGCCAGCACGUGUUCCUCGGAAAACGAUGUCGCCAUUGAGAGUAUCCAAUCGAGACGGAGCAGCGAGUCCUCAUCCGUGGGAGCUACCAGCAGGUCCUGUUCCUCCACCGGGGAGGAUCUAGCCGCUAGGAACAACCUGGACAUGCUCAGCAACUUCGUCCAUGGCUCUCCGACGAAUACGAGCUUCUCGGUGACGUCCAUCAUCCGCGAGGAUCCGUCGACGACUCCCGUCGGUUGUCCACUCCCGAUACCGACUUAUCCGAUGGAUUAUCUUCAAAGGAUGGCGAUCCACGCGAACGCAUUCGCUCCUUUGGGCGGCGGUUCCAUGCUGAUGACCGUCGAACCAUCCGCGAUCCAGGCUACGACGAUCUCGACCACUGGAAGGCCGUUUUAUUACGAUCUUCCUGGCGUGUCCCAGCUUCCGCAAUAUCCAUCGUACGCGCCCUCGAUGGAACAGGCAGUCGAGCUGAUCCAUAGACAAGACGCAGCCGCCAAGCAAAUGAAGAAACUUCGCCCGAAGAAGUUCAGAUGCGAGCACUGCGACGUCGCCUUCAGCAACAACGGCCAGCUCAAAGGACACAUUCGCAUUCACACAGGGGAGAGGCCUUUCAAGUGCGACGCGGAAGGAUGCGGGAAGUCGUUCACCAGGAACGAGGAGCUGACGAGACACAAGAGGAUCCACACUGGCUUACGACCGCACGCUUGCAUCGUUUGCGGGAAAUGCUUCGGAAGGAAGGAUCAUCUGAAGAAGCACACCAGGACACACGAGAACAGAGACCCGUAUCGCAUGUCCGCGGCGGCAUUAGGCGUGUUCGCGUUGGGACACGCGUUACCUGGACCACCCCCGUUCCCCCCAUACAUGUACCCGAUCUGA